GUGCUCAGGCCAGGCCGCGGCGGCCUCCCCCUGCCCCGAGGCGGCCUCCCCCUGCCCCGAGCCGGGCGCCGUGGCCCGGGGUGGUCCCCGCCGCUCUGCCACCCCCUUAAGGCUUCCCAGCCACCCUCCCGCCAUGGCCCGGGGGGCCGGCGAGGCGGCCGCGGAGGGGGAGCUGGGAGAUGACAGCCUGUCUGUAAUAACCUGUGAAUCAGAUACAGAAAUGAAGUUAAAGAAGAAAAUUUUUCACAAGCCUCCAAAGUCACCGAAGUCUCCAUACAGCUCUAGCACACAACUGUAUCCUAAAAAACCUGCAGUUUGGCGAUCUCUGCAGGGAACGGGCAGUGCGCAUCUUGAGAGUGCAGCUGUAAAAAACCCAAGGCAGAUGUGGCUGGGAUCACUGAAACAAGGAAUGAGCCAUCCUCUGAAAUCAGAUGCUGGCAUGGGGCAUAUGCGAACUAACAUUUCUAGUAGCACUCCAGAAUAUUUGAAGGAAGCUCUAGGAAUGAAGAAGCCAAAACACUCUCGUUCUGCUAGUAAUGGCUACAUUCCUGGAACUCCUGACUACAAAGAAAAAGAAGAUAUGUAUGAUGAAAUUAUAGAACUGAAAAAGACAAUACAAGCUCAGAAAAAUGAGGGAGAUCGAAUGAAAACUAAGCUCCGUCGACUAGAAGAAGAGAACAACAGAAAGGAUAAACAGAUUGAACAACUGUUGGAUCCUUCCAGGGGCUCUGAGCUGGCACGAGCUUUGUCAGAAAAGACGACUGAUAAUGGAUGGGUGGUUAGUGGAUUAAAGCAGAAGAUUCUCAAGCUGGAACAACAGUGCAAGGAGAAAGACAACACUAUUAACAAAUUCCAGGCAGACAUGAAGACCACUAAUUUGGAAGAAAUGAGAAUAGCUAUGGAAACCUACUAUGAAGAGGUUCAUCGUCUCCAGCUCCUCCUGGCAAAAUCUGAGACUAUGAGGAAAAAUACAGAGGGCAGAGAUACCCAAAAACGACUAAAGGCACUGAAUGCUGCUGUCCUGAGAUUAUCCAGGAACAUCAAGGAAUUGCAGAAUGAGAAUCGGAGGCUGAAGGAAGAUCUAGAUCAUGUACUGAGCAGUUCUUCUCCUUCCAAUAAAACAAAAAAUUUGUUAUUGUAUUUAGAUUAUAGCGAGUGGAGCAGACAGAGGCUGGUGAGGCGGAUUUCGGAACUAGAAAAAAAAGUAUGUGCCAUGGAGAACACCAGGGUGUCAUCAGCAGAUAGUGAGUCAUCACAGUUACGUGCUGUGUCAUCUUCGCCUUCUGUAGACCUGGAUCAUCCAGCCUCUCAACAGGUAGACCGUGUUGAGGAAUGUCGUCGCCUCCAAGGGCUAGUGAAGAAACUGAAGAGUGAUAGGAAGGCACUUCAAAAUCUCCUACUCAAUAAAGAAUCAGAUAUCAAGCAGUUACUGCAGGCUAAGGCUGAAGUGGAGCUGGAGCUGCAGAAGUGGCAGAAUAAGAUGGAAGAAAAGAGUACAGAAGAGCAGACUUUAAGUGAGGAAAUCCAGAACCUGACACAGAAAGUAGGGAAACUGGAGUCAAAAUUGGAGCAAGAGAAGAGUCAAAUAGCAGAAGAUACAAUGGAAAAGCUUAAUAAGUCUUCACCAGUCUGCACGGUUAAAGGCAAAGAAGAUCACAGGAAGGAACAAGCAGCCAAAAUCAUCCAGAGACAGUGGAAGAUGUACCGAAAUAAGAAAGAAGAAAUUGCUCUGGAUGAGGCAGUUGUUAUGCUUCAGGCAGCUUUCAGAGGACAUUUAGCUCGACAGAAACUGUUACUGAAUAACAGGAUGCAUGAUGCAAAAUCUCACAAGAACUCCUGCAUGUCUUCCACGUCAACCUCCUUGAGCUUGUCUUCUGAUUGCAAGGAGAAAGAUGAGAUUGUGACAUUUAUCCAGUCCGUUUUCAGGGCUCACUUAGCACGUACAGUACUGCUUGAGGAGAGUAUGUCUUUUUGCAGGCCCUCUGUGUCCAGUGCACCAAGUGAGAAAGCAGAUUCUGCAGUUUACAUUACAGAGAAGAAACCGGUCUCAGCAGCGCUCCAGAGACCUCCUUCAAUCUUCAUGUCGCCUCUUCCUGCCAGGUCCUCUGAGAAGCAAUCACAGCCUAUUCUCCCUCUGUCUGUGGAUGAAGUUCACUCAGACGAUUCAGAUGAUAUUGUCAUUGUCUCUCCGUUGUUGCAGAUGAAGAAAAACUACACCCACUUCUAAGUUUUGGUAACAGGCUCUGGUGAUCUUGAAUUAUUUGAUUCACAAAACUGUUUCUACCAAGAUAAAGCAUAUCAAAGAUGAAAAACGGGAGAUAUCAGACCCUUUUUAAUGACAGUUGUCAUUAUUUCAGCCAUAAAUGAUUAAUUGUUUGAUAUGCCAUCUCUGCAGACUUUAUGGCUAAAAGCCACUGACUGACUGUUAACCUUAUCCUCCUGGUACGGAUAGAGUUUGGAUUUAAAAACUAAACCAAAACACUUUAAUAUUUUGUCUCACAAUGAGGAUUAUAAAUUCAAUUGCCAAAUUUAAAUGAAAGCAAUAAAGCCUUAAGCUAUUUCAUGUCAAACAGUUUUGUUUCAGUUUGACUAAAAUAAUUUGUUUAAUUGGAAAGUGGUUAAUGACAUGGCUCCAAUUUUCAGUCCAUGUACGUGAAGGGGAACAGCUUGUAUUUGUUACUAGGUCCUCUCUUUAAAAAUUUUACUGUGUCAUAUUUUAAUAUCUUUUUUGUUUAUUUUUAUACUGAACACUUACAGUCUGUGCAGACCUUGUAAAGGCUUUUAGAAAGCCAUUUCUUUGUCAUAGGGCUAUUCUAGGCCUACUGUAUCAGCAGGGUUUUCUUAUUUAUUGCUUUUUCCAAAGGUGCUUGCUAAGAUAUGUAUAGUACUAUUUUGUAUUUGAAAUGUCCGAACACGUAAUCAAUUUUUUGUAUUUGUCAGAGACGGUGCAUAAUAGCAGGAGUGUUCUGUGAAGGCUACACUUGUAAGCAAAAAAAAAAAGCAGUCACAUGAAACAAAUAUGAGUGGAUUAUGCAGGAUCAUCUCUAAUAUGUGAAAACAUUUGGAAUAGGAGAUAUGUUGCUUUAUGUCCUGUUUUAGUUUGUCACUUGACUGUCUGAAACUUUCACCUAAAUAGAGUGCUCAUACACUGAGCGCUAAGGGGUUUUCAAGUCUAAUGUUGCUUUUCUGUUGUUGAUCUCUCUUCUCAGUACUACUUUGCAUGUGCACUCAUUAUAUAUACAUAUAUACUGCAGGUGUGCACUAAGUCCAGUCACAGGCUGGGAGAGGGGUCACAAUAUACACCCAUCUUCUGUCGUCAGGUACAGCUACAAGGUUGACUGCUGGAAAGCAUGGGCACUCCCAGCUCUGUUCUGAGGGAUAUGGAUUGGGAUGAGCAUAAUAUACAAAGCCUAACCCAUGCAGUUUGGUUUAGGAACAGAAGUGGUAGGUUGGAUUAUAAGAGAAAUUAAGACUACAUCCAGAAAUAACACUAUUUGAUAAUAUUGUUGUCCAUGGAAGGACCAAAGACAUAAUGGGCUCUGGAGAAUACGGUCCGAGGAGUCUUUCCAGAUCUUUUAAUGCAGACUGUACCCCUUCUUGACUGGAAGGAGGGCCUUAUAGUUCCUACUAUCAUGCCAACAUCCUUCAUAGGCAUUACAAUGUGUGGGUUUUUUUUUAAGGUGAACUAGAUAACUUAUAUGGUAUUUACUGGAAGGAAAAUUUAAUUUUACAAGCACACAGUGAAGUUUUUGUGGAGACCCUAAUGGUUCCUUUGUCAUCGAGGAGUAAUAAAGACUCCUGUAAACAGAAAGCACACUUUUAAAUGUAAGAUUUUUAUCACCUUUUCCCUCUUCUUUUUUAAAUUAAAAAUCAGUCGCCACUGUUUCACAGAAUACUAAUAAGUCAGAGCUGUCUCGGUUCUUUGAUUUCAAUGAAGCACUAUCUGAGGCUUAUCAUAGUUCAUGCCAGUACUUGCAGCCAAAGAGGAAACUGGAUGGCUGCAGCACAAUGCAGCUGAUUUCAUUUAAUCCCAUCAGUGGAAAUGCUGCCUGUGCUAUUUCCAAAGGCAGUUUUGGGAGCUCUCCAUACCCAAAGCAGUCUGAAGAAUGUCUUUUACACUCCCGUUGGGUAAAUUUUUCCUGCUGGUACUUUGGUCACAUGACUGUCAUCUGCAGAAAGGAUAAAAAAAUAUGUAAAAUAAAAGAAUAAAAGGGACAGAAUCCUCUUGGCAGAAGGUGAGACCUGUUUCCCUCUUUUUCUGGAAGUCACGUUAUGAAAGAGAGUCAUUUUGCUAAAUAAAAGCAGAGCUCUCCUGAGUUGCUUAUGUAUAAUAUUUCAAGUCUGUAACUGUGACUGUCAUGGAUACCUCCAGAGAGAGUAACUGGAGCUGAGGACUCUGACAUAUUAAGGGGAGAGUAUGUAAUGUGUCAGGAGCAAGAGUGAUAUAAAAUACCUACCUAGCUGUUCCUAUAGGGAAAUACUUGGACAGCAAAUAUAAUGAAGAUGACAUUCUUUUACUUCACUGUGCUGUAAUAACCAAUAUGAAAGUAUUAGGAAGUAGAUACAGAGCAGAAAGACUUGUGUUUUCACUGAGCGUAUGACUAGCAGUAGUGCUGUCAAUACACAAGUUCUGGGAUAAAGGGGAGAUAGUGUCUUGGUAUGACCCAAAGGCACAGACAAAAAUCAGGGUGAAAAGGAGCAGUUUUCUCCAUCUUCUCCAUUUUCUACUGCAUCCCAGUUUUCUGGGAUGAAUGAAGAUGUGUCUAGAGCUUCCUAAAUUUGAGUCUAUCUCCUAGCUAUCAAAAAUCUGAUACUUAACUUGAGCCGGGCUUCAAACUGCUAUCUCAGUUUGGAAGAUAACUAUAUGCUCGCUGCACAUCAAAAGUUUGGUGUGGGACAGUAGAAGGAGAAAGUUCCACAGUAUUAGUAGCCUUUAAUGUUGUUUUGUUAUAUACUGCAAUGGAAUGUGUUGAAGGGAGUAGUAAUUGACACUAUGUUUCAUUCUGUGGUUAUCUAUCUGAAUGCCAGCACCUGUAAAUCUGGGAAGAAGUGAGGAACAAUGAAGGACGAAAAAGUUAAUUUUUGAAUAAAUGGUGUUUUUCCUUAACAGGGAGCUGAGCACAGUAAAAAUAGGUGUGGCUCAAACCUGUCAAGACAGGCCCAAUACAAACCUACUCAAUUUCUGAAAAAUGCAUCUUCUGUAAAAAGUACUGGUGACCUUGUGGGGGCAUCAAGGUCUUGAAUUAAAACUAAACUGCACUGCAACCUAUGUAAUCUAACAGCACACUUUCCAUUCUACUGAUAGGGGAUAAUGUUACCUACUUAAAACCUUUUGCAAUUUACAGUAGCAUUUAGUUAGAGAUCGUGUGUGAAUACAGACUUCUGACUUUCAUGGGAUGUUACCGCUCUUGAUCUCUUUUUACCCUGAAGUGCCUACGCCUGUAAAUCUUUACUGAGGCAUCAAGACCUGAAAACGGUACUGUUUUCUGCAUAGCUAUAAAAAUAAUCCCUGCACAGGCAACUUUUAAUAUAGUCAAAAUGGAAAAGGAUUAAUCCUGGCAUAUGAGAGCGCCAUUAAUUUUUAUGAUCUUUUUAAUAUUUAGAACUGUGCAAGUCUUUUAUGUAAUUUAUUUGGGGAUCUUUUAAAAGCUAAAACAAUUGCAAUGUAUUUUCUCCUAAUUGUUGACCUUUCAAAUAAAGUUAAAGUUUGUAAAUUAA
Aquila chrysaetos chrysaetos is the source of this 5718-nucleotide messenger RNA. RefSeq names its product IQ motif containing E (gene IQCE). Gene Ontology annotation, molecular function: protein binding. The record is from RefSeq and is a predicted model, not a curated record. The coding region runs from base 134 to 2227 and encodes 697 amino acids. Lineage: Eukaryota; Metazoa; Chordata; Aves; Accipitriformes; Accipitridae. The transcript is spliced from 22 exons.